AUGGAACCGAUUUUACAGAGUGUAAAUUUUGAAAAUUCUUGUCCGGGUCAAGCCGGCGGUAUGGCGGGAUAUUAUUUUAUACAAUUGAUGCACAUGCUGUUAUCAUCUCAUUGCACGUUAGGGGAUCCAAACGAUUAUCCAAAGGAUUAUUGGAAUGAUUUAAAAGAUGGGGAUAAAUUCGAUUUUAUUAUCGUCGGAGGAGGGUCGGCGGGAUCCGUGAUAGGGAAUCGACUGAGCGAAAUUUCGUCAUGGAAAAUAUUAUUGAUCGAAGCCGGAGGGAUUCCAACUUUCGAAUCCGACAUACCAGGAUUUUUUUUAAGCGUGCCCGGAAGGGAUCCGUCGGAUUGGAAUUUCAUAACGCAAAAAAAUAAAAAUUCAUGUUUGGGAAUGGAAGACGAGGGUUGCGCUUUGUUUCAGGGAAGAGUUUUCGGGGGAACGAGCACUCUGAACAACAUGCACUACAUCCGAGGGAAUCGAAAGGAUUACGACGAGUGGGAAAGAGCGGGAAACGACGGUUGGAAUUACGAAAACGUAUUGAAAUAUUUUAAGAAAUCGGAAAAACUCGACGAUGAAUUCCGAAUAGUCGGACGCGAUGAAUAUGGCGGAACGUACGACGAACUCGUUAAAAUUCACGGGGGCGACGAUUGGAAAUUACACGUCGCGUCUAAAAUAGCCGCGGGAAAAUAUCACUCUAGGGGUGGCUCCAUGGGCGUCAAUCAUUUCGCAUACGAUUUCUCUUUGUCUCACGUGAAAAAAGCAUUGUGCGAUGCAGCCGAAGAGGUCAACAUAUCGAGAACGCCGGAUUUCAAUUGGAUAACGCAGAGGGGAUGCGGUAAAACGAUGGCCGUUUUGAACGAAGCCGCUCGCGGAAAUUCCGCCAAAGUUUUUUUGUCGCGAGUUAAAAAUCGGGAAAAUUUAUUCGUCGUGCGAAACGCCGUCGUUACAAAAUUAAUUUUAAAUGGUAAAACCGUUCGAGGCGUGGAAGUGUUCGCGAACGGGAAAUCCCUGAACGUUUACGCGGAAAAAGAAGUUAUUUUAUCCGCGGGCGUCGUCAAUUCGCCACGUUUGCUCCUCCUCUCCGGCAUAGGACCCGAAGAAGAGCUCGAGUCCGCAGGGAUACGACCCGUUCAUCAUUUGCCCGGAGUCGGGAAAAAUUUUCAAGCUCACCUCACAUUUUUCGGUCUUCCGUUUGCGGUUAAAAAAAAAUCGGAAGCGAUUAAUCAUUUGGAAAAAGUAGAUGCCAUGUAUCAAUUUAUCUCUCGGGGAGAGGGCAUGUUUGGAAACAUCGGGUUAAACGACGUCGUGAUUUUUGGCAACACGGAAGGGAAAAAUGACGGGGAGCCACCCGACGUGAAAUUUCUUCACUAUUUGAAUCGCGUUAAAGACUAUUACACUUUCAACGAAUUGUUGACGUCAUUGAAAAUAAAAAAUGACAUAAGGAGUCAAUACUCGAAAGCUUAUUCCCAAUCGGAUGUUUUAUUGAUGUGUCCCACAUUGUUGCGACCCAAAAGCAGAGGAGAAAUCGUUUUGGUCGACAGUCAUCACGACACUCGACCCAAAAUCAUAUCCAAUUACUUGCAAGACAACGAAGACGUUCAAACUCUGAUUCGGGCUGCAAAAUUAGCCGUUCGACUGUCGGAAACGAAACCGUUGAAAGAUUUGGGAGUGGAAUUGAUCGAACUCAAAAUCGGUCCGUGCGGAAGUUUCGAUUUCAAAUCCGACGAGUAUUGGGAAUGUUUGAUAAGGCACUUGACGACGAGCAUGUACGACGCUUCCGGCACGUGUAAAAUGGGUCCACCCGACGACGAGAUGGCAGUCGUCGAUGCCGAAUUAAAAGUACGCGGCGUUAAUCGUCUCAGAGUGGCGGAUUCAAGCAUUUUACCCGACAUCGUGAGGGGUAGCACGAGCGUGUGUUCCGUCAUGAUCGGCGAAAAAGUAUCGGAUUCGAUUAAAAAAACUUGGAAAAAAUUUAAAAACGAUGAACUUUGA
This is a messenger RNA of Pediculus humanus corporis (human body louse), 1989 nucleotides long. Its product is annotated as glucose dehydrogenase, putative. NCBI's taxonomy places the organism in Eukaryota, Metazoa, Arthropoda, Insecta, Psocodea, Pediculidae. Gene Ontology annotation, molecular function: ecdysone oxidase activity; flavin adenine dinucleotide binding. The transcript has 2 exons. The record is from RefSeq and is a predicted model, not a curated record. The coding region runs from base 1 to 1989 and encodes 662 amino acids.